AUGGGAAAACCUGCCUACCAGUCCAAUUUCCAACAAAAGCCAUUAGGCCUCCCACCAAAAAAUUCAAAACCACCACCACCAUUACUUCCUAAACCAACACAACCCACCCACCCUCCCAUAAAAAGGCUCAAUCCUGAACAACUUAAACUCAGGAAAGCACAAAGGUUGUGCUACAACUGUGAUGAUGUCUAUAGACAAUGUCAUAUCUGUAAAAAGCAACAAUUAUUCUGGAUAGUUGCAGAUGAAGGCACUACUGAGUUACCUGUGGAAGAGGAAUUAUCUCAGGAAACUGAGAAUGAUACUUCAGAAGAGAGCGAUGUUGAAAUUUUUGUUCAUGCAUUAACUGGUUCUCAUUGUGGUGAAACAAUAAGAAUACCUGGGCUUCUUAACAAUCACUCUAUCUCUAUCCUCAUUGGCACAGGCAGUACUCACAGUUUUAUUGGUUCAUCUCUAUCUCACCAACUGCAUUGCAAUGGUCAGUCAUUCUCUGCAGAUCUAAGACUGCUUCCUCUUGGUGGAUGUGAUAUAGUGUUGGGUGCUGAUUGGCUCAGACAAAUGGGUAAUGUACUUUUCAACUUCACUACUUUAUCAAUAUCCUUCAUAUACCAAGGCACUGAGAUUACUCUUACUGGCAUGUCCAACUCUAAUCUCCUAAAACCUAUCAGUAACAAAGAAGCACAUAAAUUCUUUCAGAAAAAUCCACAUGGAUUGUAUGCACAAUUAUGCUCCAUCUCUGCCACUCAGGCACCUAUUCCACCUUCUCCAGAAAUUACUGCCUUAUUACAAGAUUUUCAUGAAGUUUUUGAGGAACCUUCCACCCUGCCACCUCAUAGAGGCCUAGACCAUACUACAGCCCUCAAACCCAACUCCGCUCCAGUCAACCAAAGACCUUAUAAGUGCCCUUAUGUUCAAAAAUUUGUCAUUGAAGAUUUGAUUCAACAAAUGCUCUCUCAAGGCAUUAUACAGCCAAGUCAUAGCCCAUUUGCCUCUCCAAUUUUAUUGGUCAAGAAGAAAGAUAAUAGAUGGAGAUUUUGUGUGGAUUAUAGAAGAUUAAAUGAUAUGACCAUCAAAGACAAAUUUCUCAUUCCUAUCAUUGAUGAACUUUUGGAUGAGCUAUAUGGUGUUGCAGUUUUCACUAAUAUUGAUCUUAGGUCUGGCUAUCACCAAAUCAGACUAUUUCCUCCUGAUAUUCACAAGACUGCUUUUAGAUCUCAUCAAGGUCACUAUGAAUUUCUAGUCAUGCCAUUUUUCCUCACCAAUGCCCCUGCCACCUUCCAAGCCCUUAUGAAUGAUAUUUUCAAACCAUUCUUGAGGAAAUUUGUGUUGGUAUUCUUUGAUGAUAUUCUGGUUUAUAGCCCUGACAUGGCCACUCAUCUGCAACACCUUCAACAAGUCCAAUCUAUCUUGCAACAACAUCAGCUACAUGCUAAAAUUUCUAAGUGUUACUUUGCUCAAUAUGAAUUAGAGUAUUUGGGACACAUCAUCACAGCUCAAGGAGUAGUAGCUAAUCCAAACAAGAUUCAGAGUAUUGACUUCUUGGCCAAUUCCUAA
Molecule: messenger RNA, 1551 nt
Organism: Papaver somniferum (opium poppy)
Lineage: Eukaryota; Viridiplantae; Streptophyta; Magnoliopsida; Ranunculales; Papaveraceae
Exons: 2
Coding region: 1-1551 (516 amino acids)
Source: RefSeq, a predicted model, not a curated record